AUAACACACACUGCAAUGUCAUUCAGCAGCACGCGGACACGGCACGAGAGCGCAUCAUCUGCUGCAUGCGCUGACUCCCUCAGCAUCAGCACCAGCAGCAGCAUCACACGCAGGGGGGCGGUGAUGAUGCUGCUGGUGCUGAUGCUGCUGCUGCUGCUUCUGGUCCAUCCUCUUCCUCCUCCUCCUCCUCCUCCUCCUCCUCCUCCUCUUGCUCUCCGCCGUCCCGUCGCCAGGAUGGACAAGACGCUCUGCAGUCCGCAUCCCGUGACCAACAACAAAACCAACUCUUCCUCCUCCUCAUCAUCAUCAUCGACGACGAGGAAGGGGUCGCACAGCCCCGGCUCCGGCUCCCUCUCCCUGGCUGCAGCUGGAGCUGGAGCUGGAGCUGGAGCUGGAGCUGGAGCUGCAGCUGGAGCUGGAGCUGGAGCUGGAGGAGGCACUAUCCGUGGAGCUGUGUGCAUGAACAGCAGCAUGAAUCUGCAGCAGCCACGCAAGAGACAGCAGGAAGGAGUGCUGAGCAAAUACACCAAUCUGAUCCAGGGCUGGCAGAACAGGUACUUUGUGUUGGAUCCAGAACUGGGACAGCUGCAGUACUUUGUCAACGAGCAGGGGAAGAGCCAGAAGCCCCGCGGGUCCCUGCCCCUGAUCGGCGCCUCGGUAACCCCGAGCGACGAGGCUCCGCACAUGUUCGUUGUAAACUCCGUCAAUGGAGAGCUGUACAAACUCAGAGCCUCCGACGCCAAGGAGCAGCAGUUCUGGAUCAGUCAGCUCCAAGCGUGUGCCAGACGCCACUCUGACAGCAGUGCCAAGGUGAGGAAGCUGAAGGGCUCCGAUGAACACCUGAGCGUGGAAAGAGCAGGAGGAGGCCAGGAGGUGCUGGGCUCCUCCGCUGGCCGGACCCGUAGCUUCUCCCUCCUCCCCCACCUAACCCCAUCUUCAUCCCCGGGUUCUCAGAGGCACCUGAGCCAUGCGGCCUCGCCCAGCAACAUCGUCACCAUCACCCACCACAAAUCUCCGGCUGCAGCUCGGCGGGCCAAGAGUCUGUACCCGGGACGGCUGCUGGAGGUCAAAGAGGUGAUGUGCCAAGCAGAGGGCCAACAGAAGAACCUGGUCCAGUCCAUCGACGCUCUGCCCACCAGAGGCCCUCUCUCCUGUCUGGACCAGGACCUACUGCUGCUCAAAGCCACGUCGGCCGCCACGCUCAGCUGCCUGGGAGAGUGCCUGAACAUCCUCCAACAGAGCCAGAGCCACAGCCAGGCGCCACCUCAGUCCCAGUGCAACUACGCCGCCCACGGAGCCCCCUCCGAUGGUGUUCCUGUGUGGACUGUACCAAAGUCGCCCUCAGGGGAGCAGUUGAAGAACGGAGGUCCGACUCCUCUACGAUCAGCCGAGCCCUCCCCGGCCUUCAGGAAAAGGAGUCUGUCCCAUGGUGCUGAGCACCACCAAGGGCUAGAAGACAUCAGCCCCACUGAAGAGGUGACGGAUACGGAGGAUAACGAAGAGGAGGACCUGGGUGUCCUGGACGACCAGCGGAGCAUCAUUCUCCACCUGCUCUCCCAGCUCAAACUGGGCAUGGACCUCACACGGGUGGUGUUGCCUACUUUCAUUUUGGAAAAGCGAUCACUACUGGAGAUGUACGCCAACUUCAUGGCCCACCCUGACAUGUUCCUGUCAAUCACAGCUGGGGCGACAGCCGAGGACCGAAUAGUCCGUUUCGUCGAGUACUACCUGACCGCCUUCCACGAGGGGCGGAAAGGCGCCGUGGCCAAGAAGCCCUACAACCCCGUGCUGGGGGAGACCUUCCACUGUUCCUGGGAAGUGCCUCGGGACAAAGUCAAACCUUUGGUCAGAUCGAACCAGGGGUCCUCCUGGGAGUCAAGCAGGAGCCCCAACAACACGCAGCAGGGCGACGAUUCACCAGGACCAGGACCAGGAGGCUGCUACAGGGUCCGGUUUGUGGCCGAGCAGGUGUCCCAUCAUCCGCCGGUGUCUGGGUUUUACUGUGAGUGCCGGGAGAAGAGCAUGUGCGUCAACGCCCACGUGUGGACCAAGAGCAAGUUCAUGGGGAUGUCUAUAGGAGUGUCCAUGGUGGGAGAAGGUGUCCUUUGUCUACUGGAGCACGACGAGGAGUACGUCUUCACGUUGCCCUGUGCCUACGCCCGCUCCAUCCUCACCGUGCCCUGGGUGGAGCUGGGGGGCAAAGUCUCCAUCAACUGUGUCAAAAGCGGCUACUCUGCCACCGUCACCUUUCACACCAAGCCUUUCUAUGGAGGGAAAGUACACAGAGUGACGGCAGAGGUCAAACACAACCCAACCAACACCAUUGUGUGCAAAGCUCAGGGCGAGUGGAACGGCACGCUGGAGUUCACUUACAGCAGCGGGGAAACCAAAGUGAUCGACACGGCCAAACUGCCAGUCACCAGGAAGAAGCUGCGGCCUGUGGAGAAACAGGGGAGGACAGAAUCCAGGCGGUUAUGGCAACAUGUCACCAAGUCGCUGAAGGAAGGGAACAUCGAUGAGGCCACGGAGCACAAACACAGGCUGGAGGAGCGACAGAGAGGAGAACAGAGGCAGAGAUCAGCUGAUAACAAACCCUGGACACCCAAAUACUUCACUAAAGAGGGAGAAGGUUGGAUCUACAACAGCCCACUGUGGAAGUCCACCUGACAGCAGAACAGCACUCUCCUCUGAUGGACAAUAACGGAGAUCCUUCCUCUCCACACUGGAGGUCAGAGGUCAGGAGGUCAAGCGAAGAGAGCCGAGUCCUCCGGAGAACCUUCAGACCUGAGCUACAGACUCACAGAGCGACACUGUGGAGAUACAAAACAGGAAAUCAAGCAAAGGUGCCAAAGCGAUCUCCACUGUUAUAACCCAGAUGGUGGUUGGAGCUCUUGGGGACAAAAAGUACAUUUUUAUAUACAGUUAAUAGUAUUACUAUUCAAAGUAGAGUAUUUCUAUUUUUCACCUUGCCAAGGCCUUUUUUGCACACGCACAGUAAUGAAGUUUGCCACUGGUGUUUAUUUGUUUUUAUAAUCAAUACGUUUUUCUCAGACAUUGUCAAUGUUUGGUUCCAAGCUUUUAGUUUGUAACGCAGCGUUAGAAUGAAUCGAUAGACGUUCCCUGUAACACAUUAUACUGUAGCUGUAAAUGAGUUGUUUAUAAAAGCACUUUUACCAUA
Sebastes umbrosus (honeycomb rockfish) is the source of this 3178-nucleotide messenger RNA. Its product is annotated as oxysterol-binding protein-related protein 10. NCBI's taxonomy places the organism in Eukaryota, Metazoa, Chordata, Actinopteri, Perciformes, Sebastidae. The coding region runs from base 16 to 2667 and encodes 883 amino acids. The transcript is spliced from 14 exons. Gene Ontology annotation, molecular function: cholesterol binding. Gene Ontology annotation, cellular component: membrane; cytosol; intracellular membrane-bounded organelle. The record is from RefSeq and is a predicted model, not a curated record.